ACUACCAAAGCAUCUCCCAGGGAUCGAAACCGCGCCAGAGAGGUAACUGGAUUAGAAGUCAUCGACUCUAACCCCUCGACCACGGAGGCGGUUAGGCGCGUCCAACGUGCAAUAAGGUUUUACCCUGGUUAUCUGAAACAAACUACAAAUGUGCUGUUGGACAUGUAGACAUUAAGAAAAAUACAAACUUCCUUCAUUAGGAUGUCUACUACAGAACAAUAUAUAGGGUGUUGAUCAAAAUCUGGAUGGAAUGUCGUCACGAAAGCUAAGGAUGAAAUUAGGCCCGUCCUUGCUGUGUUUCUUACAUAUAAUUCAUGGAUUUUACGGCAAUAUUGAACUGACAUGUGGCACUGUUAACCCAUUAUUACCUGCAAACGUAACAUGCGUGUGUCAAUAUGUUGGAAACGGUAUAUCCUGGUUUCAUCCAAACGGUACAAAACUUGUGAACUGCUUUCAAUCAUUUCAGCAGUGUUUUCCAACGAUAAAUGGCUUUAUGUUUUCUAUUGACUCAGCAUCCUAUCGGAUGACUAUAAUCAACUAUAGGUAUAGCGAUUGCCUAUAUUUUUCAUGCAGGGACAUAAGCGAUAGCACUAUUCAGAUAUCGGCAAGACCAUCACCUUCAGAGUUUGAUUCAACGACACCAGUCUCACUGAAUGAACCGAAUUCUAACCACUCAAACGGCACAAUAACGUUUACCACAGCAUGUGUUUUUCAGUAUUCGAAGAUAAAUUACACCUGGUACAUUGUCAGUGACGGGUCUGAAAGGAAGUAUGACAUUGACAAAGGAAGGUUCGUUUUCGAGUCUAAUAACUCUUCAUGUAAUCAGUGUGCCGGCGAUGCACUUGCAUCUUUAACAAUUGGUUUUAACCACACUGAAGCAGGGGGAAAGGAGGCUCAAAAAGUUCUGUUUCAAGUGAAAAUACAUCAUAAAGAGUAUCCUUUGGAUGAUAUUACUCUAACUUCUAAGCAUGCGUAUAUGGUACAAGUAAAUGAUCACAGAAUGAGCACACCUGAUAACACUGACGAUAACAUUUAUCCUAUUGUUAUUGCUGCAGUUUUUGGUCUCCUACUUUUCGUUUUAGGAUGUGUGAUUUGUAUCUUUUGCUGCCGUAAAAAGAUUUAUAAAGACAAGAGGGAUUCAGAUGAGAUUGUUACGUCAUUGCCACCUGAGUAUCAAUCACUGUGUUUUAAAGAAAAGGAAGACAACAAAAGUAAGGUACCUGAUCAAGUUGAUGAUACACACGGGAAGCAGGAAAACAGCAAUCACUCGGAAAAUGACAAUAAACCGUCAGAAACACAAGGAAAUGAUUUUGACAAUGCGUCUUUCUUAGAAGAAAAUAACGAUAUACAAGACAGUAAUGAUGUCAAUCCAAAUACAAGUAAGGUACCUGAUCAAGUUGGUGAUACACACGGGAAGCAGGAAAACGGCAAUCAAUCGGAAAGUGACAAUAAACCGUCAGAAACACAAGGAAAUGAUUUUGACAAUGCGUCUUUCUUAGAAGAAAAUAACGAUAUACAAGACAGUAAUGAUGUCAAUCCAAAUACAAGUAAGGUACCUGAUGAAGUUGGUGAUACACACGGGAAGCAGGAAAACAGCAAUCACUCGGAAAAUGACAAUAAACCGUCAGAAACACAAGGAAAAGAUUUUGAUAAUUCGACUUACUUAGGAGAAAAUAUAUACGAUAUACAAGACAGUAAUGAUGUCAAUCCAAAUACAAGCACAGUAAUUAUUCACAGUGUGACAGUUGACAGUGGAGUGGAGUUGAGUGUUUUGUCAGGGUUUUGUCAGGGUACUUGUUUUACAAACAAG
This is a messenger RNA of Ruditapes philippinarum (Manila clam), 1810 nucleotides long. RefSeq lists its product as uncharacterized. The record is from RefSeq and is a predicted model, not a curated record. NCBI's taxonomy places the organism in Eukaryota, Metazoa, Mollusca, Bivalvia, Venerida, Veneridae. The transcript is spliced from 15 exons. The annotation marks the transcript as partial.